GAGGUCUUCAUGACAGCUGAGCUUGACCCAUGUGUUAUUACACACGCUGUAGUGGUGCUUUUUUUCUUUUUUUUGUACAAGUUUGUAGAUAUUGGACUUCUGAAGUAGGUAGUAAAGUUAAGUCAGGUUUUCAAGUCUUCAUAAAUGUUGGUAAAGUACUGGUAUAUAAAUAGGGUAUCUAAGGAUGUAAUGAAGAGAGAUCGGAAGAAAUGACGUCGAAACGGGAGGUAUGCUAUUAUUUCCAUCACGAUGUACCAAAUUUUCAUUAUGGCUCGAGGCAUCCAAUGAAACCACAGCGCUUAGCUGCUUUACACAGUCUAGUUGUCAAUUAUGGAUUGCACAAAGAAAUGCUUGUACUCACACCCCCUCGUGCAUCUGCAAUCGAGAUUGAACGGUUCCAUUCGAAAGAUUAUGUGGAUUUUCUUCAGCGAGUGUCACCCCGCACAGCUGACCAGUAUGAAAAUCUUUUCUCACAAUACAAUAUUGGUGAAGAUUGUCCCAUUUUCGAUGGGAUUUUCGAAUUUUGUUCCAUUUACACGGGCGCUACACUUAGCGGUGUUGCUCGCCUAAAUCAUGGUCUAAGUGAUAUUGCCAUUAAUUGGAGUGGUGGUUUACAUCAUGCCAAAAAACGUGAAGCUUCAGGAUUUUGUUACGUGAAUGACAUUGUUAUUGGGAUCUUAGAAUUGCUGAAAUACCAUCCUCGAGUACUUUAUAUUGAUAUAGAUAUACAUCAUGGCGAUGGAGUUCAAGAAGCGUUCUAUUUGACCGAUCGAGUGAUGACCGUUUCGUUUCAUAAGUACGGCAAUUAUUUUUUCCCAGGAACUGGGGAUAUGUAUGAUGUUGGGCAGGAUAGUGGUCGUUAUUACGCUGUGAACGUCCCCAUGAAAGAGGGGAUGGAUGAUGAAAAUUAUCAUUCCUUGUUUAAACCAGUCGUGGGGGCUGUUAUUGAUUGUUUCAAUCCAUCAGUUAUUGUCCUGCAAUGCGGAGCUGAUUCACUAGGAUGCGAUCGCCUGGGGUGUUUUAAUUUGAGCUUUUCGGGCCAUGGAGAAUGUGUAGAUUUUGUUCGCAGUUUGGGAAUUCCAAUGCUUGCAGUGGGUGGUGGAGGAUAUACAUUACGUAACGUCGCACGGUGUUGGACGUAUGAAACUGCAAUUCUCGUUGGCAAAAAAGACGAAAUACCAGACGAAAUCCCGAAUAAUACUGAAUAUCUACAGUUCUUUGCCCCCGAAUUUACGUUAAGACCGACACUGGCAAAAAGGCAGGAGAAUCAAAAUACCAAAGAAUAUAUCACUGCUCUCAAGCAAGAAGUGUUGGAUCAUUUGAGGCAAAUUCGUCAUGCACCUUCGGUACAGAUGCAAGAAGUCCCACCCGAUCUUUUAGAUCCUGAUGAAGUAUUCUCAUUGCAAGAAUCUCCUCCAGAUGUUCUUCCAACUGAUAAUAAUCCAGAUGGCGGUACAUUUUUCGGUAUCAAUUCUGAAAUUGAUCGCUCAUCAUGACUUUCUCUAGUGCCUAUCGAUAUGAUUCGGAGCUGCUCCAUCCUGGACCGCUUUUAGAGCCUGUCUGUUUGAUACGUUGGAUGACUAACUCUAAAUAUAUGGAAGAAAGGAGAUGUACCAUUUUUCGUUAAAAAAUUUCUGCCUACUUUAUGCAGCUGUUUGGUUUUAUGCAUCGCUUAUAUUGAUCUGCAUUGGUUCAUGUUUCAUCACUGAAUUUCAAAAUAAAUCUGGCAUCUCAAAGCA
Molecule: messenger RNA, 1739 nt
Organism: Loa loa (African eye worm)
Lineage: Eukaryota; Metazoa; Nematoda; Chromadorea; Rhabditida; Onchocercidae
Product: histone deacetylase 3
Exons: 9
Coding region: 210-1496 (428 amino acids)
Molecular function (GO): histone deacetylase activity
Source: RefSeq, a predicted model, not a curated record